AUGUCCCCCUCGGCUGUGACCACCAUCAGCCAGUUUCUGGAGCCCUUGGCUCUGGACAAUGCCGUUGCUUUGAAACUCUCCAGGGAAUUCUACUCCAACUUCAAAUACCUGUCUUCCGAAUCCUUGGACCAGUUCCUACCGACUCCCAUUUCCAUGUCCAUCUUGAGGCCCGAGGGACGCCAAAGUACCGGUCGCUUCCUUGCCAUGGACAUUGGUGGUUCAAAUUUGAGAGUGGGCUUCGUGGAGCUCCUACCCGACGGCCAAGCUCGUCGCCUAAAUCGUCUCCUCGAGCAGUCAUGGCCUAUUCUGGAUCACCUAAAAAACGAGAACUCCGAGCGUCUAUUUGGGUGGGUUGGAGAGCACAUUGCACAGGUGGUUCGUGAAGGAUGUGAAACAUGGGGGUUAUCUUCGGAGGAAGAGCUGCCCAUGGGCGUCACCUUCAGCUUCCCCAUGAAGCAGACCUCACUUUCCGAAGCUACUCUGAUGGUUAUGGGCAAGGGCUUCGCCAUCACAUCAGACCUUGACCUCGGUGGUCACCUUCUCAAGGGGUACGAACAGCACAGGACAGCCGACCUACCUCCUAUAAAGAUUGCCGCCAUCACCAACGAUGCUGUGGCUACAUUGGUAUCAUUUGUAUACCAAUACCCAGCCGCGCCGAACCAGAAAGCAGCCAUGGGCCUCAUCGUCGGUACUGGAUGUAAUGCUACGAUACCCCUCAAGCUCAGCAGUCUGCACCAAAACAAAUUCCCGGAUCUGAUCAGUGUUCAGCAGGACCAGGAUCUUUUGGACGUCGGGAUUGCGGUAAACACAGAAUGGAGCAUCAACGGGUCAGCAGCGCCGCUGCGCAUGCUUGGGUUGAUCAGUCGCUGGGACGAGGAGCUAGACAAGGCAGGCGAAACCCCCGGUUUCCAGCCAUUAGAGUACAUGACCGCUGGUCGUUAUCUGGGCGAGUUGGCUAGGCUGAUAUUUGUGGACUUUUUGACGACGGUUCAUGGCGUCUCGCCCGACGAUCUGCCGCAGAGGCUUCACCAGCGCUUUGGUCUUUCCACAACCUUCCUCAGCCACUUUUACCCGGAAAGCCACAAGGGCGACAUCCUGGAGCAGUUACAGAAAGAGUUCGACUUGGCCGCAGAUACGACAUUCACAUGGACAUCGACCCAUGCGGAAGCCCUACAUCAGAUAGCCAAGGCUAUCCAAACACGAGCAGCAGGCAUUGUUGCGGCAGCCACCAUUGGACUUUUGCGCUGCGCUGACGAGAUUCCUGACCCGUCAGAAACAGUCCAAGACAGCGUCGCUAACGGGGACAGCGUUGAAGAGCUUGUGGUAGGGUACACUGGCGGCUGUAUCCAGCACUUCCAAGAUUACUUGAAAGACACGCAAGCCUUCUUGGAUUUUAUCACGCAAGAAGAGUUCGCCGCCCAAGGGAAACAGAUACGGGUAACUUUAGAGCCCUGUCAUGAUGGAGGAAUCACCGGUGCGGGAAUCUUGGUGCCCGCUGCUUUGGCUAGCACCCAGGCGUAG
Molecule: messenger RNA, 1521 nt
Organism: Neurospora tetraspora
Lineage: Eukaryota; Fungi; Ascomycota; Sordariomycetes; Sordariales; Sordariaceae
Exons: 3
Coding region: 1-1521 (506 amino acids)
Biological process (GO): mannose metabolic process; glucose 6-phosphate metabolic process; glucose metabolic process
Cellular component (GO): mitochondrion; cytosol
Molecular function (GO): mannokinase activity; ATP binding; fructokinase activity
Source: RefSeq, a predicted model, not a curated record